UACUAUAAAUAACUACACUAUUGGGCUGAAUCAAUCGAAGAGCAGAUUGAGAGACCUUUUAGGUUAAAGUGCGAGGCAAACUAUGGAGGCACAGGCUGAACAAUCUGUCGGAGCCGCUUUCUCUAAAAACAAAACUCUCUGGAUCGGAGAUCUGGAGUACUGGAUGACUGAAGUAUUUAUUAGGUGUUGUUAUGGAAAAAAGAAUGAUUUUGUAUCCAUUAAGGUUAUGCGAAAUAAGAAUGGAGAAUCCAAGGGUUAUGGAUUCUUGGAGUUCAGGAGUCAUGAUGCAGCUGCCAGUUUUCUGCAAGCUCACAUUGCAGUCAGUCAGCUUCCAAAUACCAGAAAGCCUUUCACGCUCAACUGGGCAGCUUAUGGAAACACAAACAUGGGAUCAACCUUUGACAUUUUUGUUGGAGGUUUGUCACCUGUUAUUACUUCAGAUAUUCUGGAACAAGUGUUUUCUGCCAAGUACGGAUCUGUUAGAGGAGCGGAGGUGGUGACGGAUAGAUUUACAGGUCUUUCCAGAGGAUUUGGUUUUGUGAGGUUUGAAGAUGGGCUGGAUCAAAUUCGGGCCCUGGAUGAAAUGAACGGCAUUGUAUGUUUUGGUAGAGCCAUUAGGGUUGCUCAAGCUACGGCUAAAAAGAAGAGAUUGGAGACUGCGCGAUUGAGUCUGGACGAAACAUCAAUCGAAUGAUUUCAGUUUGUGACUGAGAUUUUUUUUGGCAAGUUUUAUUUUCAUAAGUUGUUGUUCGAAUCUUCUUCAACUCUUAUUAAAGGACGAUCAUAUGUGAUCCAAAGAUUGUGAUGUGAUUUUUGAUGGAAGUUAAUUAGCCCUAACCAGUUUUUGAUCUUCCUGAUCUUGUGAGUUUUGAUGUUGGGUAUUGGCAGAAAGUUUUUUAUUUUAAUUUAAAAAAUUUCAUCACAGAGCUCCUCUUUGUUGCUGUCAAGUUCUUUAGAAUUUUAGGUUAUGAAAGCCGAAUUAAGCUUCUGUAUUUCGGCUCUGGC
Molecule: messenger RNA, 1005 nt
Organism: Cryptomeria japonica (Japanese cedar)
Lineage: Eukaryota; Viridiplantae; Streptophyta; Pinopsida; Cupressales; Cupressaceae
Product: polyadenylate-binding protein RBP47-like
Exons: 1
Coding region: 83-694 (203 amino acids)
Cellular component (GO): cytosol
Molecular function (GO): mRNA binding
Source: RefSeq, a predicted model, not a curated record